CUGAAGCACUUCUCCUUUCACGUCACGCCCAUCUUUCAUCAGCCUAUCUCGUGUAGCACUCGUGCAGCUUUCUCAACCCUCAAUCUUUCGAAAUGGCUGCCCUUGCCGCUACCAUGGCUGUUGCCCCUGUGGCCUCCCUCAAGGCCUCCACCACCCUGAAGACUAGCGUCGCUAAGACCUUCAAGGUUGCCCCCUCCGCUGCCCGCGUCUCCAUGGCCACCUACAAGGUGACCCUCGAGACCCCCAGCGGUACCUCCACCAUCGAUGUCGCUGACGACGUGUACAUCCUCGACGCCGCUGAGGAGGCUGGACUCGACCUGCCCUACUCCUGCAGAGCUGGUGCUUGCUCGUCGUGCGCCGGCAAGGUCACCUCCGGCUCCGUCGACCAGUCUGGCCAGUCUUACCUUGAUGACGACCAGAUGGCCAAGGGCUUCGUCCUGACCUGCAUCGCCUACCCUACCUCCGAUGUGACCGUCCAGACCCACCAGGAGGACAGCCUCUACUAAAUGGUGAUCCUGGAAUUUCCUUAGGCCCAUUGGACAUGUUUUUGCUGGUUAAUGUGUAGAUGCUGGCAGAAGCCUUGUGGAUAUGAUUCCAUCAAUGACAUUGAUUCUUGCUCGAUUUGCUGCCUGAGGGUCUUGCGUGGCGUACAAAUUUCACAAAUGUCAUAAAUGCGGGAAAUGCGU
Closterium sp. NIES-67 is the source of this 686-nucleotide messenger RNA. The record is from the annotation of a GenBank genome assembly. Lineage: Eukaryota; Viridiplantae; Streptophyta; Zygnematophyceae; Desmidiales; Closteriaceae.